Messenger RNA from Acanthosepion pharaonis, 591 nucleotides. Lineage: Eukaryota; Metazoa; Mollusca; Cephalopoda; Sepiida; Sepiidae. The record is from the annotation of a GenBank genome assembly.
AUGUCUCUCAUUUUUAACUGUAUUUUUUCUUUCAUUAACUGUCUAACUCUAUUAUUCUUCUUUCACUUCUUCAUUCUUUUCUUUUCCAAGUGCUUUCCGCCUCCUCUUCUUUUCUUCGUGUUCUCUCCUCCUCCCCUUGUGCUCUCUCCUCCUCCCCUUGUGCUCUCUCCUCCUCCCCUUGUGCUCUCUCCUCCUCUUUUCCCUUGUACUUUCUCGUCCUCUUUUCCCUUGUACUUUCUCGUCCUCUUUUCCCUUGUGCUCUCUCGUCCUCUUUCGCCUUGUGCUCUCUCGUCCUCUUUCGCCUUGUGCUCUCUCGUCCUCUUUCGCCUUGUGCUCUCUCGUCCUCUUUUGUCUUGUGUUCUCCCCUCCUUCUUAUAUUGUGCACUCCUAUUCCUCCUCUUCACCUCAUUCUCUCUGUACUCUCACCUCCUCUUUCCCAAGUGCUCUUUUUCUCCUUCCCAAAUGCUCUCCUCCUCCUCUUUCCAAAGUGCUCUCCUUCUCUUUUCUCUCAUGCUCCUCACGUUUACAUUGUGUUCUCUCCUCCUUUCUCCCUGCUUCUUCUGUUCUCUCUACCCCCUCCUUUGUCCCUAA